This is a messenger RNA of Bacillus rossius redtenbacheri, 1437 nucleotides long. Its product is annotated as zinc finger protein 501-like. The transcript has a single exon. The coding region runs from base 1 to 1437 and encodes 478 amino acids. Gene Ontology annotation, cellular component: chromosome. The record is from RefSeq and is a predicted model, not a curated record. Lineage: Eukaryota; Metazoa; Arthropoda; Insecta; Phasmatodea; Bacillidae. Gene Ontology annotation, biological process: regulation of transcription by RNA polymerase II. Gene Ontology annotation, molecular function: chromatin insulator sequence binding.
AUGGCGGGCGAGCCGCGGGCCGCGCCCGCCUGCAGCGACGAGCUGCUGCAGCUCAUACAGAGCGUGCGGCGACACGAGACGGAGAGCGGCUUCCCCUCGCCCGGCCUCAUGCCGCCCUUCGACGGCGACCUGGACGCCGACGACCUGGACAUCCGAGACGACAGCCUGCAGGCCAUGCGCACCAAGCUGUCGCAGAUCCACGCGGGGGCGCAGUCCCAGGCGCAGGGCUUCGGCCGGCUGUUCGGGGCGGGCCCCCAAGAGCAGACCCCGGCGCCGCGCGGCGAGACCUUCCUGUGCGACCUGUGCGGCCAGGGGUUCCGCCUGAAGACCUCGCUGCGCGCGCACAUCGCCGAGCACCUGGGGCCGGCGCGCCGCCGCUGCGGCUCGUGUGGCGAGACCCUGCAGACCGCCGCGGCCCUGGUGCACCACGUGCUGGCCCGCCACCUGCCGGGGCCCGACCCGGGCGGCCAGGGCCUGCAGUGCUCCGCCUGCGAGGCCUCCUUCCCGGGCCCCGCGGCGCUCCUCCGCCACCUGCCGGCGCACGACGGCCGCGCCUUCCCCUGCCCCGCGUGCGGCCGCCGCUUCCACCAGCGCCUGGCGCUGCGCCUGCACCUGCGCCUGCACGCCGGCGCCGACAUCGCCGAGUGCGCAGUGUGCGCCAGGCCCUUCACUGACCGGCGCGCGCUGCGGCGCCACCUGGCGGGGCACGCGCGCGGCGGCAACCACCUGCCGUGCCGCGACUGCGACCUGUGGCUGCCCUCCCGGGCCCUGCUGCGCGCGCACCGCCGCUCCGCGCACCCGGGGCUCGCCCCUCAGCCCUGCGCCUGCCCGCUGUGCGGCGAGGCGUGCGCGCGCUCCCAGCUGGCGCGCCACUGCCGCGCGCACCUGGCCGCCCCGGGACACGCGUGCCCCUGCUGCCCGCGGCUCUUCGCCACGCGCCGCCAGCUCGCCGUGCACGCGCGCACGCACUCGGGCGAGCGGCCCUACAGCUGCCGCGUGUGCAGCCGCACCUUCGCGCACUCGGGCUCGCUCGCCACGCACCUGCGCCUGCACACGGGCCGCGCCAGCCACGCCUGCCGCUACUGCGACAAGACCUUCUCGCUGCGCUCCAACAUGCGGCGCCACUGCCGCUCGCACCUGGACGCCGCCGCCGUGCCGUGCGGCGCCUGCCCGCGGCUAUUCGACUCGCGCGAGGAGUGCAACCAGCACGCGCGGUUAGCGCACCGGCCCGCCGCCGCGCCGCGGGACCGCACCUGCUACCUGUGUGACAAGGUGUUCACGCAGCCGUGCAACCUGGCGCGGCACCUCAAGCUGCACAUCCUGUACUGCGACCUGUGCGGCUGCAGCUUCGAGGCGCGCGCGCAGCUGCUGCGGCACCUGCGCCAGCACCAGACCUGUCCCCCGCGGGCCCGGGCCGACCGCGUGGUGGUGCGCUGA